ACACGCGCAAGAGGACCGUCAAUACUUCGGAUCCAUCAAAUCUAAUAUUAAUAAUCUCACUAUAUUAUCAUCAAUCUCACAGUUCUUCGUCCUGGUGGAUCGAGUCGGCAUCACCUGCGUUAUUUCACCCAGAACUGCCUCAGUGAGAAGUAGAUUUAAUUGAUCCGAAACAUGUUUUGUGAAACUCUUUAGCGAAAUAAUCCACAAGAAGAGAGAGGACAUCAUUAUCGGUUCAUUUCAGCUCUUAAAUCUGGAAGUGGAUGAACUUCAGAGAGAGCACCGAAGGGAGAUAAGAGGAUUUGGAGAAAAUGAAGAGGUUUUACGGAGUCCAUCAUAACCAGCUGGUCCUGCUAUUGGCUGCUGCCGUGGCAACAGCCCUGGAUACCUCCCAUAACCUGGCGAGCGAGAGGAGUUCGAUAGAAAGCACGUACGAGUUGACCAAAUACCUGGAGUAUCAGCUGAAGGAGAUCAAAGAUGUAUAUCUCACCUAUCUGGGGCCUCCAUUUAAUGAAAAAGACUUCUCCCCACCCCGGCCCAACAGCACGGCUCUGUCCCUGCCCAGCGCUGCCACUCGCCUGGAGCUGUGGCACGGUCUGGAGAACCAAGCCCGGCUGGCCCAGAACCAGAAGGCCUACUCCAUCCUGCUGGCGGCCGUCAGGGAGCUGGCCCGCUCCACGCUCUGCCCCUCCUUGAAGACAUCUCUGCUGCAUUUCUGCACAGGUCUGGAUGGGCUGCUGGGCUCCAUAUCUGCACUGAUGACCACCCUCGGUUACACGCUUCCUCCUUCAUCUGCAAGCAUGAGAAUCAUCGGUAGUGAUCUCCAGUACCCUCAGAGGGCGAUAGGGAGAGAGCGACCUGCUCCGCUGAUGAGCCAAAGCCUGUACAGGUCCAGGACUGGGACCAGGACCGAGUCUGGCCAGCGAGUCGGGCAAAGACGAAGCGGAAUGAGGGUCGUGAGAGGAGACAGGGAGGACAGUGCUGCUGUGGACUCGACCGAAAGAAAAAGAGGGAGGGAGACGAGGAGAGUGGAGGCAACGGCAGGCAGGAGCGUCGGAUCGAAAGAGAGGGGAAGAGGUGAAAGAGGAAGGAGAGGAAAGAGGGAAGAGCCUGAGAGAUGGAAAUGGGCAGCCAGUGAAGGGAGGAAGGAAGAUGAGGCUGAAGACGAGGAGCCAAAAGGAGAGGGAGGCUCUGAGCCGUGGAGGAUGAGGAGGAGGCUGCUGAGCAUCACCGAGGAUGAAGAGGUUAGUCAGCAGCCGGAGAUCACAUUCAGUGUGUUGGCCCCGGAUACUGAAAGCUCCAUCUCCCAUCAGCAAGCGACCAUCCAAACCAACAGAAAAAACAAUCAGUUCAGUUACAACCUGAACUCACACUACACAGACACACUCAGAAAAGAGGACAGGGUCAUUUCAGAGACAAACGGAGGCUUUUUGGUGCAGAUGGAAACACAUGCUGACACUAAAGUAACCUCCUCAUCUUCCUUCUCUGAUAAACAUGAACAGCGUAGAUCCCCUCGCUCUCUUCUCCCCUCCACCCUCCAGCCCCCUCUUUCCACCCUUUCCCUCCUCUACCAGUUCGGAGCAGGUGAAGAACACUCCCUUUUACCCCAGCCCAUCCCUUUGUCUUUACGAAGAGGCCUUUACUCGCCCCCUCUCCACUCGCCGCCUUCGUCCUCUUCGUCUUCGCUGUCGGUGAGGCCGACGAUGAACGACUUCGCAAGGAAAGUGGAGGGGUUUUGGAUAUUGCGGGAGCUGCAGAGCUGGCUGUGGCGAUCGGCGAAGGACUUCAACCGGCUCAAGAAAAGACUCUGAGGCUGAGAAAACAAAACUGAAGCAGAGCCACGUGUGCAUUGUAUCGACAAUCUACUAUUUGCACAAAAUCUAAGAGGACUGGGAAAAACUGAGAGCCUUAACAGACACACCAAAAGCACAUAAUCACACCAGCUAAGUCAUCGGACAAAACGUUUGUCGUUGAAUGUUUCUGGGAUCCAUGGAUAUGUAGAAUCUCAAUAUUUGUGAAGAAGAAAAAAAAUCGUACCAACAUUCAUAGGCAUCAAAUAUUUAUCUGUGUUGGUAUUUUAACUGAUUGCUGCACUUUUUAACUGUGUUUCUCAGAUAUCAUCAUUUGUAAUUCAACUAUUUUUCUGGUUACAUUUAGGCAAAGUGCUGUUUCAAGGGGCUUCUUUUAGCAAAAGAUCUGAGAACAAAUGACUCACAAGGUAUAUAACAAGAUUUAAGCCAAACCACAGUUUAUUCUUAAACCUUACCGAAGUGCUUUUCUUUCCUAAACCAAAAGCAAGGCUGCAAAGAUGCAAUAACACAUGACUCACAAUGCAUUUAGUAAUGUUUAAACCAAAUCAUGAACCAUUCCUGACCCUAACUAAAUCAAUUUUAUUGCUGAAACCAAAAAGCUUAAGAAAGUCUGGAUGUAAACUCCAAAGCUGGUUGCAAAAUCCUGGACUUUUUAUAUUCACUAUCUACCCGUCUUAUCUCCUGCCUAUUUAAGAAAUGGAAAAAAGUUGCAGUGCAGGUAAAACACUAAGACAUGGAUGUGUUAAAUGUUGAUAUGAAAUGUAUUCUAGGUUCACAAACUUUGGUUCGAUAUGUAACUGUGGUUUUCAGAAACGUACAAUGGCAACAUUUUUUUCCUGUCCUUUGGUUGAACAUAUUCAGGCUUACCACAUUCAUUCAUAUCAUACUGGAAUAUGUGAAUGAAGGACUUGGCAGGUCAACAGAGGGGCUGAUGGAAUAAAACACACCAAGCCAACACAUUACCAGCACUGACACUCGCCUAAAGCACAUAGCAGCUCAUUGAGCCAGACACACUGAGACUGGGCUGAGUUACGGGACUUCACAGCUCAUAGAUCAACAGAAAUACCACUGUAGGUGGUUAGACUCACACACUCAGAUGGGUCAACUGAGUGACAGGCAGCAAGACAGACAGAGCAGCCAUUGAGUGAAAACUGAUUCAGAUGUGUGAAUCAGCAAACUGUAGGGAAAGAAGGGAAAAUUGUGAAUGGGUGAAAGACAAAAGGAGAGGAAAUGAAAUGGCCAGAGGGAUGAUGAGGGCACAGAGGAGGAGGAGGAGAGGAAGGAGAUGAAGACGGGACGAGGCGUGAGUCAGGAGAUGAGCACUGGAAAGAGCGGGCAGAGCGGUAGUGCUGAGUAAUCAGAAGUUAGCUGGUCAGUUACAGUAACUCAACAACAGCGCUACACAUACCAUCCAAUCAGAGAGGUGGUCAAACACACUUACGAACACAUUACUGUGGUAUUUGGUGCCUUAAAAUACCAGUGACCUGUACGCUGCUUUGGAUUAAGUGAACUCUCAUUUUACCACUUUUAUAUCACUUCACUCCACAGAAAGACAUAUUUAACACAACCGUAAAGUGCUUUAAAAUAGACUAAUUCCUUUCCAAAAGCUUUGGCUGUCGUUUUUCCAUUUUAAGGAAUAAUCAUAGAAAUAUUUUACUCUCUGAAAGUUACAUGAGAAGAUUGAUACUGUUUUAAUGAUAAAUCACAAGGUCAUUAAUUUAUCUUAUAACGACUGGAAGCGUAUUUCCUGAUCUUGUUCAAAGGCCAUGUAUAUACGUAUUUAUAGACACCCUCCAUAUUCCUGCAUCUCUGUUUUUAUUGUUCACACCAGAUUGUUUUCAGAAAGCUUUUCAUCUAUAUGAACCCAAAUAACUAUGCCAUAGAGCCUGUCAUGGGGUCAGGGUUAGGAUAAACAAAGGUCGCACACAUACCUUGAUGUUAAGGACCUUAACACUCAGAUUCUCCCUCUACUCAUACAAGCAUGAGUACUGAGCUUUCCAAAAUCUCUACUUUGGACAGAGUUUUUAGAAUGAAUUAUUUUCAGUGACCUAAACCACAGUUUUAUUGGACAAAAGACAAAACGCAUGAAAAAAUAUCUGUUUUUUCAGAUACCCAACUAUGUGUAUACAUAGCAUAAGCUGCAAACAAGGGUUUACAUGGAGUUUAUUUUGUCUCUUUCUUACUAAUUCUAUUCCUAAACUGACUGUCUUGGUUGCUUACAAUCUUUAUUUAUAUAUCCUUGAGUUCUGCUACAGUGCCAACAUCACAUUAUGCUGUCUGUUAUAAAUGAGGCUGACUAAUGCUAAAAAAUGACAUAGCAUGACACAAAUGUCACAUUAGAAAAUGAGCAUGUACAACAAUUACAAAUAUAAAUAACUAUGUGAGAUUUGUGCAUGCUUACAUGAAGUUUGUGUUAUAGUCUUCAUUGUACUGAGAACCAGAUGUUUGUUGACAUUAGCUGACUGCAUUUCUAAGUUAACGGUACACUGCAUGCAGAAAAAUGUUGAAGUAUUCAAAAGUGAACUCAAGGAUCUGUUAUCAUGGUUGUAAGGACCUAAAACUGUUAGUAGCUUGGAAUUAGAUAAUAAAAACAAACAGCUGACUUCUAGCACAAAUGUAAGAUUCACAUAAGCAAAUGACCACAUGCUAAUGUUCCACACACAUCUGUAACCUUGAACAUUUUCUGUUUAAUCCAUAGAAUGACUUAAGUAUAAAAAUGAAAUGAAUGUCUGGCCGAGUCUAACUAUAGACCAAGAAAAACAAAAGUACACAUAAAUGUCCAAGAGGUGUAAUAUAUCAUGGAGAAUGUCUUACUGACCCUAAACAUCUGCAUAAUUCACUUCUCUUCAUCUACUUACCAAAAAAAAUAUGUUAUUUUUCUGACUUAAACCUAUAAAGGAAUACUAUAACUUGCACCUUCAUUGGACUAUUUCAGCUGGUACAGCCCUGAAAAUAUUAAUAGUGUGUUAAAACCACCCAAAAUUAGUCAAAGUGUACUAUAUUUGAGUGUACACAGCUUUUGCUUCUGCUGUCGGAUGUGAAUAACUGGGCCUCCAUCCUUUUACAGUAACAUAACAUGGCAUCAAUCUUCUCAUCUGACCUUUACAAGAAAACGAACACUAGAAAUAUCACUGAGAUCAGUUUCUGCUUUUAAAACAUUUGGCAUUUCUUUUUGUUGCAACUCAGUCAGCCUAGAUACUUGUUAAAAAAGUUCUAUUUUUAUGUCUUUGAAAUGUGCCUUGGAUGGUGUGGCUAAAGUUGAUCAUAUCUCAAAAAUAUUUAUUGAAAGAGAUGUUUAUUUAUUUUUUUCCAGUGUGAAAAUACUGUAUCAUAACUCAAAAGAGAAUAAAUACUAGCUUUUGUACACA
Sphaeramia orbicularis (orbiculate cardinalfish) is the source of this 5176-nucleotide messenger RNA. RefSeq names its product cardiotrophin-like cytokine factor 1 (gene clcf1). The coding region runs from base 309 to 1808 and encodes 499 amino acids. Gene Ontology annotation, biological process: positive regulation of tyrosine phosphorylation of STAT protein; cell surface receptor signaling pathway. The transcript has 3 exons. Gene Ontology annotation, molecular function: cytokine activity. The record is from RefSeq and is a predicted model, not a curated record. Lineage: Eukaryota; Metazoa; Chordata; Actinopteri; Kurtiformes; Apogonidae. Gene Ontology annotation, cellular component: extracellular region.